Molecule: messenger RNA, 2336 nt
Organism: Zalophus californianus (California sea lion)
Lineage: Eukaryota; Metazoa; Chordata; Mammalia; Carnivora; Otariidae
Gene: SPAST
Product: spastin
Exons: 17
Coding region: 297-2147 (616 amino acids)
Cellular component (GO): microtubule cytoskeleton
Molecular function (GO): microtubule severing ATPase activity; ATP hydrolysis activity; ATP binding
Source: RefSeq, a predicted model, not a curated record
ACAGGAGCAGGCGUGCGCGUGCGCGGCCACCGCUCGGCGCUACCAGGAGGCUGAGAGGACACAGAGCGGGAGGGGCAGGAGCCACCGACCGCAGGAGGAGGAAAGGGGUUGUGCUCUUGGCCGAGCGCGGAGAAAGGGGCGGGGCCGGCGAGCAGAGCGUGGAGGUGCCGAGCUCCUGGGACCGACGGGCGCGCGGGCGUCUCUGGCCUUCGCCGUCCCAGUGGCCGCCGCCGUCGCUUGGUCGCCGUCGGUCUGCGGGAGGCGGGUUAUGGCGGCGGCGGCAGUGGGAGUUGUGAAUGAAUUCUCCGGGUGGACGAGGGAAGAAGAAAGGCUCCGGCGGCGGCAGCAGCCCGGUGCCUCCCAGGCCUCCGCCCCCCUGCCUGGCCCCCGCCCGUCCCGCCCCCAGACCGGCCCCCCGGCCCGAGUCGCCCCAUAAACGGAACCUGUACUACUUCUCCUACCCGCUGUUCAUAGGCUUCGCGCUGCUGCGUUUGGUCGCUUUCCACCUGGGGCUCCUCUUCGUGUGGCUCUGCCAGCGCUUCUCCCGCGCCCUCAUGGCCGCCAAGAGGAGCUCCCGGGCCGCGCCGGCGCCGGCCUCGGCCUCGCCCCCCGCGCCAGUGCCUGGCGGGGAGGCCGAGCGCGUCCGAGCCUUCCACAAACAGGCCUUCGAGUACAUCUCCAUUGCCCUGCGCAUCGAUGAAGACGAGAAAGCAGGACAAAAGGAGCAAGCUGUGGAAUGGUAUAAGAAAGGUAUUGAAGAACUAGAAAAAGGAAUCGCUGUCAUAGUUACAGGACAAGGUGAACAGUGUGAAAGAGCUAGACGCCUUCAAGCUAAAAUGAUGACUAAUUUGGUUAUGGCCAAGGACCGUUUACAACUUCUAGAGAAGCUGCAACCAGUUUUGCAAUUUUCCAAGUCACAAACGGAUGUCUAUAAUGACAGUACUAACUUGACAUGCCGCAACGGACAUCUCCAGUCAGAAAGUGGAGCUGUUCCAAAAAGAAAAGAUCCCUUAACACACACUAGUAAUUCACUGCCUCGUUCAAAAACAGUUAUGAAGACUGGAUCCACAGGUCUGUCAGGCCACCACAGAGCGCCUAGCUGUAGUGGCUUAUCCAUGGUUUCUGGAGUGAGACAGGGACCUGGUCCCGCAGCUGGAACUCAUAAGAGUACACCAAAAACAAAUAGAACGAAUAAACCUUCUACCCCUACAACUGCUGCUCGUAAAAAGAAAGACUUGAAGAAUUUUAGGAAUGUGGACAGCAACCUUGCUAACCUUAUAAUGAACGAAAUUGUGGACAAUGGAACAGCUGUUAAAUUUGAUGAUAUAGCUGGGCAAGAGUUGGCAAAACAGGCCUUGCAAGAAAUUGUUAUUCUUCCUUCUCUGAGGCCUGAGUUGUUCACAGGACUUAGAGCUCCUGCCAGAGGAUUGUUACUCUUUGGACCACCUGGAAAUGGGAAAACAAUGCUGGCUAAAGCAGUAGCUGCAGAAUCCAAUGCAACCUUCUUUAAUAUAAGUGCUGCAAGUUUAACUUCAAAAUAUGUAGGAGAAGGAGAGAAAUUAGUGAGAGCUCUUUUUGCUGUGGCUCGAGAACUUCAGCCUUCUAUAAUUUUUAUAGAUGAAGUUGAUAGCCUUCUGUGUGAAAGAAGAGAAGGAGAACAUGAUGCUAGUAGACGUCUAAAAACUGAAUUUCUAAUAGAAUUUGAUGGUGUGCAAUCUGCUGGAGAUGACAGAGUGCUUGUAAUGGGUGCAACCAACAGGCCACAAGAGCUUGAUGAGGCUGUUCUCAGGCGUUUCAUCAAACGGGUAUAUGUGUCUUUGCCAAAUGAGGAGACACGACUACUUUUACUUAAAAAUCUAUUAUGUAAACAAGGAAGCCCAUUGACCCAAAAAGAACUAGCACAACUUGCUAGAAUGACCGACGGAUAUUCAGGAAGUGAUCUAACAGCUUUGGCAAAAGAUGCAGCACUGGGUCCUAUCCGAGAACUGAAACCAGAACAAGUAAAGAAUAUGUCUGCCAGUGAGAUGAGAAAUAUUCGAUUAUCUGACUUCACUGAAUCCUUGAAAAAGAUAAAACGCAGCGUGAGCCCUCAAACCUUAGAAGCGUACAUACGUUGGAACAAGGACUUUGGCGAUACCACUGUUUAAGGAAAGACCUUUGUAAGCCUGCAGAACAUUUUGCUUUCGAAGAGAGAAACACACCAUCUCCAUUGAAUAGUUAUCAGCUACCGAAAUUGAGCCUAAGUUUACAGGACUUUUCAGAGUCUUACAAUUACUUGUGCACCCCAGCAGAUGCACCAUAAAACAAAAUUUAAAUAAAUAUACAAUGCAAAUGGA